Molecule: messenger RNA, 467 nt
Organism: Drosophila eugracilis
Lineage: Eukaryota; Metazoa; Arthropoda; Insecta; Diptera; Drosophilidae
Gene: edin
Exons: 1
Coding region: 86-433 (115 amino acids)
Source: RefSeq, a predicted model, not a curated record
CCCAUUGGAACUCGCUGUGCUCCUAUAAAAGCCCAAACCACUCUUCGCUCUCCAUCAGUUUGAUUCAACAAAUUAUCCAAUUAAGAUGUCCUCCAACAAGUGCCAAGUUGUGCUCCUCAUCGCCUGCUGUCUGGUGGCUCUAGUGGCUUCUUAUCCUGAGCCAUAUCCCGAGGAAUACCAAACCAAUCCCAUGAAGUUUUUCGAGGAGUUUCCUUUGCUGCGCCGUGCUCGAUCGCCUGAGGGAGGUUCCCUAGUCCUUACAGCCAGCAAGGACAGACAAGUGGGUCGCGAGGCCAGUCUUCAGUACAACCACAAUCUGUACACUAGUCGCGAUGGGCGUGGCAGCAUCGACGCUUAUGCCCAGGCCAGUCGGAAUUUCGAUCACAAUCGUAAUAACUACGGCGGUGGCAUUCAGGGCACCAUACGUUUUUGAGCUGGAAUAUAAGUAUUAAAUUGGUAACAAAAUG